AAGCUUCUCUUUUUUCUUUUUAUCUCAAAUGAGGUUCAAUGCUACGUCUGCGUCACGUGGCUCUCCUCUGUGUGAGCUUUGCUUUCUGCGGCUCCUCAGCAGAGCAGCGUUGUUGAGGCUGAGAUGUGAGAUGCAACUCAGAAGGACUGGCUCAUAGAGGCAAAGUUAUGGCACGGACAUCCCCGGAGGACAAGGUCCAGCAGCAAUUUCUCUCUGCCAAAAAGUCCCUCACCGGUAACACGCACGUCCUUCUGCUGCGCUGGAGCGAGACAACCCCAAAUUACGCGUCCAAGUAAACUAAUUGAAAAUUGCGAAGCGCUUCAGGAGUGAAUGAGAUAUCAGCAGUGUGGAGUUGAGUGACAGCCACAAUGCAACAGGCCUGUGAAGUGAAGAUAACAACUAGCUCACAGCUACACACGGCGUAAAACUAAUCUGAAUGCAGCCAUAGUUACAAGUGCCCUUCGACCACCUGAGAAUGACACUCGGACAAAAGGACUCCUGAGAUAAUUCUUCACCUCCAGAGCCAUCAGGCAUUCUACUAAAUCAGCAUAAACAGUAAAACCAAGUCCACCAUGAACCUGAUCAGGAAGGAUGCCAUGACCAAUAAGAAGGAGAAGGAAAAAGAGAUCCAGUAUGAGGACCCUCCAGAUGGAGGUUGGGGCUGGAUGGUGGUGCUGCACUGCUUUCUGGUAAACGUCCUAGUGAUGGGAACACUAAAGAGUUUUGGGAUCUUCUUUGUGGCAUUCCAAGAUGAGUUUGGAGGCUCGUCAGAAAGCAUUAGCUGGAUCGGUUCCAUCAUGUCGAGUCUGCGUCUGUCUGGUGCGCCCCUUGCCUCUGUGGCCUGUGCCAAGCUUGGAACCAGGGUGACCUCCAUCGCCGGGGCAGUGCUGGUUAGUGGAGGAUUCCUCAUUAGUAUUUUCGCCAACAAUGUUGUGUUCCUCUACAUCAGCAUGGGAGUGAUAGUUGGAAUUGGUUUUGCACUACUUUACCAAGCCUUCUCAGUGGUGACAGCGCUGUACUUCCGCAGGAGGUUAGCGACAGCGUACGCGAUUGGCCGUUCUGGCAUGGGUUUGACCUUUGCCCUUGCUCCGUUUACUCAGCUGCUCCUGGACAAGUAUGCUUGGCAAGGAGCAAUGCUAAUUCUUGGCGGUCUAAUGCUGAAUCUGGUGGCCACUGGGAUGCUUCUGCGACCCAUCAAAGUGAAGCCUCCCGUGUCAAACAUUACCUCUCCUCCCAUUCAAAAGAGCCCUGCUGUUUCCCUCAAGAGCUCCUCAGAGAAGGAAUGCAAUAAUAGCUGCUUGAAUGGCUCCUCUCACUUAUCCAAUGGCAUCUCCAAAGCAGACUCAUUUCCAUCUCCUCCUCCAGCCCCUCACGGGGACACUGAGAACCUGGGGGGCCAAUGUAAUCAGGGACUCCAGGACCAGUCAGUGAACCCUGAAUUGACAAGACUGGUCCUUAAUGGUGUGAAUGGCCAUGAGCCCCACCAUGACUUGGGUCAGUGUAAACCCACAACUCCAGAUAGCUCAGCGGAGCUCAAUGGCAGCAUGAAUGGGUCUACCAUUGUUGGACUUCCCUCACAUGCCAGCACGCCAAGUGAGGUGACCGUCAUAAAAGCCAAAGUACUGGAUUUCUCUCUCCUAAAGGACCCAUUCUUCUGUAUCUAUACUUGGUCCUUAGUCUUCAGCCAGUUGGCCUACUUCAUCCCCUAUUUCCAUCUGUCUGCCCGAGCCAGAACCCUGGGCAUUAAUGCCAUGGAUGCUUCCUUCAUCAUCUCUGUGGCAGGCAUCACAGAGACCAUCGCCCAGCUGGCCUCGGGCUGGGUGACAGACAGGAACCUGUUCCAUAAAUAUCACUACCACAAGGCUUACCUGAUCCUCUGUGGCCUGGUCAACCUGCUCUCCCCGAUGGCCACCUCCUACAUCCUGCUGAUGGUUUACGCUGUCUUCUUCGCCAUCUUCUGUGGUGGAUACAUGGCUCUGCUGCUGCCCGUUCUAGUAGACCUUGUGGGGUCGGAGAAACUUAACAACUCCAUGGGCUUCUCCAUGUUCUUUGUUGGCCUGGGUUGCCUCACAGGACCUCCUUUGGCUGGCUUCCUGUACGACUACACUCAGACUUACGACUGUUCUUUCUACCUGGCUGGCCUCUGCUAUCUGCUCUCAUCUCUCUCCCUGUUCAUGGAGCCGCUGGCUCAGCGUUGGAAGGCCAGGAACAAACUGACCCGCAUCAAGAGAGCGGAAAGCAGCUGUAAGACCAACGGCUGCUUUGCCCCCGACCGCCUGCAGAAUGGCACUGUGUAGGAAUGAAACCCAUGCUCAUAAAGGGCCUGCAUACCUUGGACCUUGGACUCCGUCUUAAAUUUGGGACCCAAGUGACCCUUAAUUUCAGCAGGAGCGUAACACGGUGCCAGAGGAGACCACAGCAACAUGUCUAUGAACAUCCCAUAGUCGGGAUGUUGGUGAAUAGAUGGUUAUGGUGAACUUUUAAAGAGUCAAAAUUUGGAUGUUAUGAAAAAUAUUUGACUCCCUAUUCUUGUUCUUAUCAGAGGUACAUGCAACCAAACUGAAGUAAUCAUCUACAUACAUUAUCCAGCACAUUUUAGUAGUAGCUGCUUUGUAACCUUAACUUAUUAAAACACAAUCUAAAUCUGUUUUUCAAUGUAACAACAAAACUGCACUAACUUUG
This is a messenger RNA of Etheostoma cragini (Arkansas darter), 2682 nucleotides long. It is a transcript of the gene slc16a4, whose product is annotated as solute carrier family 16 member 4. NCBI's taxonomy places the organism in Eukaryota, Metazoa, Chordata, Actinopteri, Perciformes, Percidae. Gene Ontology annotation, molecular function: monocarboxylic acid transmembrane transporter activity. Bases 573 to 2297 code for a protein of 574 amino acids. The record is from RefSeq and is a predicted model, not a curated record. Gene Ontology annotation, biological process: transmembrane transport; monocarboxylic acid transport. The transcript is spliced from 11 exons.